Molecule: messenger RNA, 4357 nt
Organism: Magallana angulata
Lineage: Eukaryota; Metazoa; Mollusca; Bivalvia; Ostreida; Ostreidae
Exons: 5
Coding region: 16-1746 (576 amino acids)
Source: RefSeq, a predicted model, not a curated record
CAAUUUUCCAGUUUAAUGUACAACGCUAACUGUUUACUUCCUUGUUGGGUCAGGGAUAGUUAUGAAAGCAACAGGGUCCACUUGCUGUGCUGUAAAAUGAAGGCAUUCUGGGGCUUUUUUAUUCUGGUGGUCAGUGCCUCUGUCGAUUUAAACAAUAUAACGAUAACGACGCCAUUUACUUCAGUCAGUAGUGAAAAUGACACAGUGGCUCUUAGUACACCAAAUGCUAGUACAACGGACACAAACAGUUCGACUUUGGCUGGGACCACAACCAGUAAUAUAGUGGGAGACUCCUCUGUGACGUCACCAAACACUACGACAACAGAUAGAAAUACAACAAAUAAUGCUGGCAGUACCGCAACCAGAAUAUUGAAAACAGACAACACAAAACGGACCACAGAAAGGACAAGCAUAAUUGUUGAAACCACUUCUAGAGCAGUCCCCAUGGUGUCUCCGUGGAACACACCGGGCUUUAUAGUGGCAGGCGCCGCCGUCUUCCUUGCUGUCAUUUGGAGCUCUUGUCUGUGUUGUUGGUAUAGAAGAAAGUUAUCUCGAGUCAAAUCUCAAUUUGACGCUGAACGUGCGUUAUCAAUGCGUGAAGUUAACGGCAGAAAAAUAUCCGAGGUGAAGUUUUCUGUGGGAAAGGCUGACAAAGAGUUUAGCUCUGUCAGCAGGAAUGUGCACGGUGAAGACGAGGAGCCCGAAGAUCGCACAAGUGAUUUAUAUGACGUCACAGAUCCAGACUAUGAGGACGCUGAUGGAACAAAAUCAAGCAAAGCUAGAGAGCGUAGUGUUGAUGAAGAAGAUAGCGAUUAUGAUCUGUUAAAUGAUGAUGAUAAGAUGAAGAAUCGCGAAAGCGAAUACGCAUGUGCCGAGUUUAAAAAUUCCGUGGAAGACUUGGAUAACGAUACUUACGAUACAACCGAAACGUGUAACAGAAUAAUAUGCAAUAAGAAGCACGAGAAUUGUGGUGGGAAACACUUGGCUGAAAAUCUUUCAAACGUGAACACCAGGGACGAGACUGAACCUCAAAAUCAAACCAAAGAAAUGAAAGCUGACUCAAAAGUAUACGAUCAAGUCAGGGCCGAAGAGAAUCGAGAAGAUAAGAACAAAAACAGUGAAGACCAGGCAACAAUCAAAGAUAUAUUAACGGUCGUAAACAAAACGACAGUCGAAAACAAGACCGCGGCAAUAGACGACAAAACAGAUGAAGACAAGAAAACAGUCGAAAAUAUGACGAAGGUCGAAAACAUGGCAACGGUCGAAAACCAGCCAAUGAUCGAAGGUGAGGCAACGGUUACAAACAAUACACCGAAAGAAGACCAUGCAUCGGUCGAAUCCAAGGCAACAGUCAAUAAGUCAAUGGUAAAAAAUCAGCCAUCAGUCGAAAACCAGGCAGUGGUCAAAUCCAAGUCAACGGUCGAGGAUAAGUCAACGGACAAAAAUAAGGCAUCAGUGGAAAACCAGGCAACGGGCGAAAACAAGGCAACGGGCGAAAACCAGGCAACGGGCGAAAACAAGGCAACGGGCGAAAAUAAAGCAAUGAUCGAAGAUCGGGUAAAAAUUGAAGACGGUGCAUUAGUAGGUGAUGAUAAUGGGAAAAUGGAUAAACCGUGUGAAAAGACAACGAAAUCAGAGAAUGACAACGACACAAAAUGUGUAACUUUGGAGUAUGAAUUAGUUAAAAUUGUUCAAAAACCGAAUGUCACGCAGGAAAAUAAGCAGGGAACGCCUACAUCUGUUUGAAUUCCGGUUGCUGUUGCAUGACUGAAGAAUACUGUGAACGGUUCUGUCAAGAAAAUUAUUAGUGGAAGUUGUAUACUACUAAUACUAUUAUUUAAGAAGAUAAAGUUUUGAUUUGUCAACCCAAGUAUUUGAAUCAGAAGCAGAGUUUAUUAAAUGUCCUCUGAAUAUCCAACAUUUUGUUAAAAAAAAAUCCGUUAUCAUCGGAAUAUUUUUUAACAUUAAUGGUUAAGAAUAAGAUAUGAAACAGUUUGAUUUAACUAUAGUUUACGUCAAUUUAAAAAAUAUAAAAAUACGAUAAUAUCAAGGAAGUCGGUAUCGUUUUAUCUUGUGAGUGGGGUUUUUUUUGGUUACAUAUUUUGAUUAAAUGUAUAUUUCAAGUGCAUGUAUGAUUUGAAGUGUUUUUAUUUAAAUAUUAAGACAAAAAACUGGAAGUAUUGAUACACUACACUUAGUGUUAUUUUCAGUUUAUUGCUUUCGAUUCUUGGUCUUGUGUGGUUAUCGGGUGUAAAAAAGUGCGUGCAAACGAUUCGAGGUUUAUAUUUUAGCUACUUUUAUAAUUCUCCUUCGUAUUUUAAUUUUUUAGACAUUGACUGUAAGGCUAAGCACUUAUUUUUCCCAUGAUAAUACAAGAAUUUUUUUUAGUUAUAAAAACAAAUAAUUGGUAGUUUUUUUUAAAUGUAUUUUUAAGAUUUUUAAACUCCAUUCUAAUAGGAUUUUACUUAAAUUUAUCACUGACACUUGAUUUUCUGGGGCUAACAAGGAAGAUGCAAAUGGUUGGAUAGCAUUUUCUUAGCUAAAAGAUAUAAAAUUGAAAGAAGAGGCCCAUGUGCCACAUUGCUCACCUUAGCAGCAACGCGAAAGGUAAUUCUUGUGACCCCUAAUAUAUUUUCUUAUAUAAAACCCUGAAUCGCAUUUUUAGUCACAUUUCAUCACGAUUUGAACUUAAGAUGAAUUUUUAAUUUUUUGUUUAAUAAUGCUUUAUCAAGAUAUUUUUAAUGUUUAACCGAAAUUUGGAUGUUAGCAGUCGAUUUACAAACGAGAUAUAGUCAUUGCAUUUUUUUUUUUGUAAAUAAAGCUCAUGUGAUGUUUUGCAAGUUUACAUCCGUUGUAUAAUAGUGUAAAAUCGUUUAAAUCAGAUAUCUUUUUCUAUUUGAGGUGAACUAUGCAAAAAAUUUAAGAAUUUCAACUGGGGUUUUCUACAUUUUUUAAAGCGACUUUUCUAUUCAAGAACCUAAAUGUAAACAAAAACAUGGCAUGGGCCUUUUUUACGUAACAAAGAAUUGAAAGCUCUGUAUCCCACUUAAACCCAAUACUUAUUUUUUCCGAAUAAAUCGAUCUCUAAUCCCUGUACAUGUAGAACUUAGCAUCUCUCGAAUGGCCAUUCGGUCCUACAAUAGGUAUGGAGAUCCCAUAGCAGUUUUGAAAAAAAAAAAAUCAGUAUACGCUGUAUCGAGGUGCUUGAAUUGUAAUGCUACUGACGAAUUGUAACAAUGUAAUAGUUAAUUAAUUUAAGACUUGAAAACUGUUUGAUCAUAAUCAUAUUACAUAAAUAAACAUUAAAUCAUUUCUGUAGUUUUCUUAUUGGGCCAAGGGUCACUAAAAUGUACAUAAUAUUGGUUUCUUGCUAAGUAAAAUCAAUUAGCCGAUUUUCCUCACGGUAGAAAUUGCACAACAAUUUUGCAUCCAGUGUCAAUUGACAAUUAUGUGGUGUCGAGCUAUAAAGCUGUACGUGUAGGUUAAGUUUCAUUGAAAUCGUACACCAUAACUCUGAAAGCAAAGAAUCUGGGGGAAUAAGCCGAGGCAAAAAACCACAUAGGUCCAUUAAAAAAACUAACAUUUUUUCUAACAAAUUUCACUUUUGUUACAUUUAUUAAACAUAUGUAAACAUAUACAUUCAGUGCUGCCAUAACCCACAAAAAGUAACUUCACAUUUAAUUGUUUUUAAGACAACAAAGUAGUUAUAUGCUAAUUUGGCAACAAAAUGAUAUAGGAAUCGGAUGUUCAAAUUAUAUUUUUUCAUAGAGUGGGUCAUCGUACCAUUUUUUAAAGAACGAAUAUUAAUAUUGAUAAGUAACACAUAUUAACGUCUAUCUUUUUCGAUUUUCCAAAAAAUGGUACGAAAACCCACUCUAUGGUAAAAAGUAAGUUUUCUUCUUUUAAUUUUUAAGAUUGGUUUUUAAAUGGCUAAGUCCAGUUGUUUGCAUAAUACUGAUAACAAUACAAUCAGCUAUAUUAUACCCUCUAAACAAGCGAAUCGGUGGUGUAGUGGUAAGCGAGGAGUUCUUUGAACAAAUGUCAGUGUAAAAAGCGGGUGUUCGAAUCAUACGCGGCUUUUUUUUGUUUAUCUUUUUGUUUACAUUCUUAAAAUGUAAUUUUCUUUUUAUACUUAAUAAUAUACAUUGUUAAAAUGUAUUUUUCUUUUCUUUUCUUAAUAAUUACAAAUUUGCUAAUGAUAACUUGAAAUUAUUUGAAAUGCGUUUUCUACUACUUUUAUAAAAUAUGAAAUGUAUGUUAUUCUCUGAAAGAUUGCACGAUUUCAUAUUGUAAACAGAUGGUUGUUGUGCAUGCAAGAAACUAUUAAACGGCAAGAUAAAACGUUCCAUCUCUGAAU